Molecule: messenger RNA, 1110 nt
Organism: Didymodactylos carnosus
Lineage: Eukaryota; Metazoa; Rotifera; Eurotatoria; Philodinida; Philodinidae
Source: the annotation of a GenBank genome assembly
AUGGUUUCAUUUAGUAUUGUUACGUCUUCCGGUAGUAGGAGUAGUAGUAGUAGUUCAGGAACAAUAACAUCGAUACUGUCAAUAUUAUGGAGGAAAACGCGUCGAAAAGACGCAAAAGAGUCUUCACCACCGAUUGGAGGAGAUGAUAGUGAUGGUUCUACAGCCUCGGCAUCAAAUCAUAAUUCAUCUACAAAUAGUCAACAUUUAUUACCAUAUUUACGUCCAGAAGAUGCCAUAUUUACUCGAGCAGUAUCAGAAUCAAAUAUUACUGAAUUAAUUCGACAACCAGCUGGUGUAGAUAAAAAUGAAUGGAUUGCAUCCAAUAUUGUCUCAUUUUUUAAUCAUGUUAAUUUAUUGUAUGGUGCAAUGUCUGAUUAUUGUACUCAAUCCAUAUGUCCAACAAUGACUGGACCACAAAACAGUCAGUAUUAUUGGUAUGAUGAACGUGGUAGAAAAGUUAAAUGUUCAGCACCAGAAUAUAUUGAUUAUGCUAUGAUGUAUAUACAAAGACAACUGAAUGAUGAAACAAUUUUUCCAACAAGAUUGGAUCAAUUAUUUCCCAUUAGUUUUGAUGUACAUGUUCGUAAAAUAGUUCGUUAUUUAUUUCAUUGUGUUGCUCAUUUAUAUUCAUCUCAUUAUCGUGAUUGCAUAUCGAUACAUUUACAUCCACAUUUGAACAGUUUAUUUCUACAUUUUCUAACAUUUCUAUUUACUUUUCACAUAAAUGGUACGAGUUCAUCGACGACAGUAGAUAAUGUAAAUAAUUUAAUAGUGACAACUACUACACAAUUAUCACCACAAGAUAAUAAUAAAAAUGAUUUAAAGUCGGAUAUAGAUACAUUAGAUAUGCUUUAUCAAUUAUUAGCACAACGAUGGAAAGGAAUUUAUCAAGAAAAGUUAAAAGACAAUAUCGAUAAAACAAAAAUAACAAGUCAAAGUCAAUCACAACAUCAAUCACGUCGUAAAACUCCCACAACAUCGUCAAAUUUUCUUUAUGAACAACAACAGUUACAGACACAACAUACAUCUUCACUUUCUCGAACAUCAUCUAGAAAUGAUACUAGUUUAUCAAAUGCAAACAGUAAUGUUACACUGAUAUCACACGAAUAA